UCAUCAUCUUCCCAAUCUCAAAUUACCCUCGCAAGAGAACCCUAAAUUCCACAACAAUUUGGUUAUUCCUUGAUUCCUCAAAUGAACCAAAUACUGUGAUUUUUUUUAGAGAGUUUCCAAAUUAGAUUGUUCGAAGCUUAGGGUUUUUGGAGAAUGGGCAAAAACGAGAACGAUUUGCAGCUAUCCAUUUACAGGCCGCCGAUAUUCACCGGCGGGUGUCUGGAAAUCCGCCUCUUCUACGUCCGGAUCUCCCCCUGCGCGGUGGAGAAUCUCCCGGAGCAGCUAAAGCUCCGCCACCUCAGGCGAGAGGUAGGCGUUUCGCUGGAAAUCAACGGCGCGCGCGUCCCCUAUUCUGAUGCCGUCUCCAUCACUCUCCGCCGCGAUCGCGUCAACAAGGAUUCCUCCGAGGUGACGUACGUCAGCACCGAUAGCGUCAAGGUAUCGGGCCCCGCGGAGUUCGAGGUGUGCGAGGAGAGGGAUGAUUUGGAUUUGAUUCUGUGUGGCUCGCUGGAGAAGGCUCAUGCGUGGAGCAAUGAGACCGCGCUGGAUAACGAUUCGAAAUCGGGGUGGAGUAUCGAGUGCUACGCCGCAACGCCUAUUACGAAUAAGAGCUCGGCGCUCCUGCAGCCGAGGAAAGGGGGAGGCUCUCCAUCCAUCGAGGUAUAUGUAGCCGGGAGUUGUUCGGGAACGCCUGUGAUUUUGAUGAAGACGGUGUUGGUUACCCCGCGCAGGAAAGCGAGGCAAGGAAUGAUGCUUGAUGCAAUUCCUGAGGACGAGGAGAUGGGGAAGCAACAAGGAAAUUUGUGUAAUGGGCUGGUGAGACAGCGAAAACUGCAGUUGAUGGCGGCUGAUAUGGAUGACGAGGAGUCAGAGGGGAAAGUUGCAUACAGCUAUUACUCUGAAGAUAUGUACCCUGGUGAAGAUGGUCAGCUCUCGUGGUUCAAUGCUGGUGUAAGGGUUGGUGUGGGGAUAGGACUAGGGAUGUGCCUUGGUGUUGGAAUCGGUGUCGGGCUGCUGAUGAGAUCAUACCAAGCCACGACUAGGGGUUUCAGGAGGAGGUUCUUUUAAUCUGGUCACCCUCACUUAGGGAAAAACAUAGGAAAUCAAAUCGCAGAUGGAAGCAUACCACCACACCAUAACACAGCUAAAAGUAAGAAGCUCUAUAGUAUAUAGCAUAUCACAGGGUUGUUUGAUAGUUGUGUCUUGUAGAAAGGGUGCUGCUGCUUUGAGGAAGGACGUCGUUUGACAAUGUGUGUGCCACGAAUGUGAUAUAAUCGGGCCUUGUGUGAAGUACUCUCUGUGUAUCUUCCCUCUUGCUGUAUAUCGUCUUUUCCCCCACAGAUCAUUUUUGUGUAGUUUUUUUUUUCUUUCUUUCUUUUUUCUCUCUGCAAAUCCAGACAUGUUAGCCAAUUUUGUUCCCAAAUAAAUAGGCAUUUGCGGUACUAGGUCGUUGCUGCUUUUGUUGUAGAGUUGUAAUGCAUUGGUGUAGAGUUGUUUGUGUUGUUGGAGAUCAUUGCCUUUUUACUUUAUGUAAGCACAGUAUAGCUAUUGAAUAAUGAUAUUGAAGCGCAGGUAACACUUAUUUUGUC
Messenger RNA from Salvia hispanica, 1589 nucleotides. RefSeq lists its product as uncharacterized. Lineage: Eukaryota; Viridiplantae; Streptophyta; Magnoliopsida; Lamiales; Lamiaceae. The record is from RefSeq and is a predicted model, not a curated record.